CUCAGCGGACUGUGCGGUCAUGAAUUGCCAUAGCAAGAUCUUAGAAAGAUGGCAAAAGGAAUCCAAUUCAAACCAAUCGCAAAAUAGAAUUAAGGGAGUGUCAAUUAGCAAACCUCAAAUAAUACAGUAAAAUGCUCUUUUUCUUGGUUGCCCAAUCAGUGUAGCUACAUGGUUUCCAGCUUAAAGAAAGUAGGAAGCCUUUGAGUUUUCUUGGCCUACGCAUUCUAUUCACAUGAGGAAGUUCUUAUUCUUUUUCUUGAGAAUCAGUUGUGUUUAGUCAGGGCAUUUUCUUCUACUUUUUUCGUUAAAAUUAAAAUCCAGCUGGGGUUAGACUUCAUGAAUUCCCCCUAUCAACCCACCAGACUUUUGAUUUCAAUAAUUAUGAUUUUAUCCGUAAAUGCUUAUCCAUGGUAUUGAAACAAACAUAAGGAUCCCCGCCCCUCUAAAAAGGAAAAUUUACGGUUAAAGGACCUAAUUAAGAUUAUAUUAAUAAUUAGAAGGCUAGGCUUUACCUGUAAACAAAAAAGUGAAAGAAACAAAGAAGUCUAUUGCUUUAGAUUUUUUUUCCUGAAAAACAAGUGAGAGCUAAUUUAUGAAAGAAAGGCAAACCUCAGUCUCUCUGUGAUUCAAACAGGAAAAGAAAACAAAGAAUGUCGAGCGAAGUAGAGGAGGCGGCUCGACGCCGUACAGCGAUCGCCGAGUACCGCAAGAAGCUACUGAACCAUAAAGAGCUCGAAUCCCGAGUCCGUACAGUGAGAGAGAAUUUGCGGGCUGCCAAGAAGGAAUUUGCCAAAACUGAAGAUGAUUUGAAGUCCCUUCAGAGUGUUGGACAAAUCAUUGGUGAAGUUCUCAGGCCACUCGACAAUGAACGCUUGAUAGUUAAAGCAAGCAGUGGACCUAGGUAUGUGGUUGGUUGUCGUAGUAAAGUGGACAAAGAAAAACUAACAGCUGGAACCCGAGUUGUUCUUGAUAUGACUACUCUCACAAUCAUGCGAGCUCUUCCUCGUGAGGUUGAUCCAGUUGUAUAUAACAUGCUUCAUGAGGAUCCUGGUAAUGUUAGCUACUCUGCUGUGGGAGGGCUCUCAGAUCAGAUUCGAGAGCUUAGAGAAUCUAUAGAACUGCCUCUCAUGAAUCCAGAGCUCUUUUUGAGGGUGGGAAUCAAGCCUCCCAAGGGUGUUCUUCUUUAUGGACCUCCUGGAACAGGAAAGACAUUAUUAGCUAGAGCCAUAGCAAGCAACAUAGAUGCCAACUUUUUGAAGGUUGUGUCGAGUGCUAUUAUUGAUAAAUAUAUUGGUGAAAGUGCUAGAUUGAUUAGAGAGAUGUUUGGGUACGCACGUGAUCAUCAACCAUGUAUUAUAUUUAUGGAUGAGAUUGAUGCCAUCGGUGGACGUCGAUUCAGUGAGGGAACAAGUGCAGACCGUGAAAUCCAAAGAACACUCAUGGAGUUGCUUAAUCAGCUUGAUGGAUUUGACCAGCUUGGGAAGGUUAAAAUGAUUAUGGCAACAAACAGACCUGAUGUUCUGGACCCUGCACUUCUUCGACCGGGCCGUCUAGACAGGAAGAUAGAAAUUCCAUUGCCAAAUGAGCAGUCAAGAAUGGAAAUCCUCAAAAUCCAUGCUGCUGGAAUUGCCAAACAUGGUGAUAUUGACUAUGAAGCGGUUGUGAAGCUUGCUGAGGGGUUCAAUGGUGCUGAUCUUAGAAAUGUUUGCACUGAAGCUGGGAUGUCUGCAAUCCGUGCAGAACGUGAUUACGUCAUCCAUGAGGAUUUCAUGAAGGCUGUCCGGAAAUUAAAUGAGGCCAAGAAGCUUGAAUCUAGUGCUCACUACAAUGCUGACUUUGGAAAGGAUUGAAACCCUGUUUAUCAUGCUUGAUUUUUCCGAUAGCAUGCCAUGCAACUCAGACCCUGAAUGAAAUGGAGGAGUUCAGAUCUUGUACCAUUUGUUGUUACUGUCAGUGGAAUCGCUGCUUGUCUAUUUCAC
Molecule: messenger RNA, 1979 nt
Organism: Populus euphratica (Euphrates poplar)
Lineage: Eukaryota; Viridiplantae; Streptophyta; Magnoliopsida; Malpighiales; Salicaceae
Product: 26S protease regulatory subunit S10B homolog B
Exons: 10
Coding region: 651-1850 (399 amino acids)
Molecular function (GO): ATP binding; ATP hydrolysis activity
Source: RefSeq, a predicted model, not a curated record